Dimorphilus gyrociliatus is the source of this 1913-nucleotide messenger RNA. The record is from the annotation of a GenBank genome assembly. Lineage: Eukaryota; Metazoa; Annelida; Polychaeta; Dinophilidae.
AAGAUAAUUAUUUUCUAUUAUCAUGUUUAAGGUUAGAAGCUCACAUACUGUGGCAAUAUGCAUUUCUUUUGUAAUUUGUAGUUUAUAUAUAUACAAUAAGUUAUUAAAUUCUUUGGAGGAACCUAUAAAAUCCCAUACCAUUUUACUACAAAGAAUAAUUGAGAACCAAAUGACUUUUCAGAAUAGAAUAGAUGAUUUAAUAGAUUUUUGUGAAGAUGAGCUGAUGAGAAUUAAACAAUUUGAAUAUAACAAUUUUUCAUACUGGACAAACUAUGUUAUUAAUUCGACAGAGGAAACCUAUUUUCAGUGGAUCUCUGGAAGAGAUUCAAUUGCUACAAUUGUUGUAUGGAGGAAUCAAGUUAAUUUUACUCUAAGGAGUGAUUAUUAUAAUUACAUAUCCAAUAACUGUGAUAUUCUAACGAAUGAUAUAUACGGAGGAACUUUUGGAGUGGAUAAUUACAAUUUAACGUGCUUCACUAAUGAAUUUAGUGCAUUUAAGAACAAAAAAACUUUAAGCAAUUCUGUUUUCAAGAUAGGAUUACCGCAAAAUUCUGUAAAAUAUCUCAGACGUGUAUGGAAUAGAAGCGACAACGACUUUCCAUUAAGUUACAUUCAUAUAGCACAUAAUGCUUUUGUUAAUAUAGACGGUGAUGUUUGGAAGGAUGACUAUAAAAUCUUAACGCAAAGAUGCUUCCAAUCAGGCCACAAUUUGAGGAUUCCGUUACUGACAUAUUUUUUCUUUGCUAGAAGUUAUGAUAGAGUAUUUGUGCUAACUCAAAAAUCUUCGGAUGCCUACUUUCACUUUACAGUGGAAAAUCUGCCAAGAUUAAUGCCAUAUUAUAAAUGGUUAUUGAAAAAAGAAUCUAUAAAAAUACUACUGGCUAAACCAAAGUAUGAAAAAUACUUUCAAGAGGUCGUUUCAGCUUUAAAAAUACCCAAAAGUAGGAUUAUACAUGAUGAAUAUAUAAAAGCAAGAAUUCUAUAUUAUCCUGCAGGAGGAACUUGCGGUAGAUCACCAAUUUACGGAACUCAAUUACUAGCUAAUUAUUUCAAUAAUUCCAAUAAUCAAGAGAAUAAGACAAGAAUAAUUAUUCUGAUGAAACGAUCGUCGCCUACAAGACAAUGGUUAAGGCAUAAAUAUAUUCUUCAAAUGGUUGAAAGAAUCGCUAAAGAACAUUUACUAGAAGUAAUGGAAUUUUCUGAUAAUCCAGCUCCGUCUUUUACAGAGACUGUUGAGUAUUUUUCUAGGGCAAAGCUGAUUCUAGGUCCGCACGGAGCAGGUUUAUCGAAUAUCAUUUGGGCAUCUAAAGAUGCUAUAAUUAUUGAAGGUCUAUGCAAAAUCACUCCUCAACAAUCCAAUUUAUGUUAUAGAAAUUUGGCAGCCGUUUUGGGGCUGAGAUGGUACGGGAUUUCUGAUGGCUGUUUGAAUUUGAAAGAAGAGGUUCUUGAGCCAAUUAUUAGAGAGUCUCUGAAGUUUACGUGAUAGGUUAGCGUCGUCAUAGAAAAGGCGAUAUGACGAGUAUUGUCCAAUUAUGAAUGACAUAUUAUUGUUUAAAAGUACCUAGUCAUAUAAAACGUAUGUUAUGUAUACAGAAUAAAUGCCACAUAUGUGUUUACUUCAGGGACCAUUCAUUCUCUUAAACAUUUUCAUUUGUGAUUUUUUAGUGCAAAAAGAAAAAAUAGAUUAGUGCCUAGACUGAGUAAAGGUCAUCUAGGACACAGUCCUCUGUCUUUCUCCACCCCCUCCCCCUAGUCUCUUUCUCUCUCACUCUUUAUAUACAUAUAUAUAUGUAUAUAUAUCUUAUAACCACUCGUCGCUCAACCACCCCCUUUUCUACCUAGAUUCUCUCUCCUAUUCAUAAACUCUUAUUUCUACUUAAAUUUAAGGAAAAUUAAAAUGAUUAAUGAUUUUU